UGAGGAAGCCGCAUGCAGUAAAGUAAUUACUAACAGUAGCCGAGGUACCUAAAAGUCUUCGUGAAUUUCCUUAAUUUCUAUAGAAGAUAUGUAUUCUCUCCACAGACCGUAAACAUCCUAAGGCAUCGAAAAUAAACAACACCAAGUGAGAACGAGGGGGGGAACAUAACCACGCAGGCUAUUUAUUAAGUGCACAGCUAGGUAACGUCCUGAUGUCGUUGAGUCGCUAAAACUCCUUGAGCUACCCAAGGCCUCACAGCAACAUGCCAUUUGACAAGACUCGCUGGGAAACGUACAAGUACAUUCUGCUCGAGCUGGUGAUUAUGGCGGGGACGGUCAUGCUGGCAUAUUACUUCGAGUACACCGACACGUUCAACGUGCAUGUCCAAGGAUUUUUCUGCUAUGACAGUGCCUACACGAAGCCUUACCUCGGACCCGAGGAGUCGAGCGCUAUUCCGCCUGUCCUUCUCUACGCGGUGGUGGCAGGUGUCCCGACUCUUGUGAUAACGGUCACAGAGACGGUGCUGUUCCUGAUGCAGUACACAUCCAAAGAGCUGGACAGCCGGGAGAAGAACAUUGUGACGGGAGACUGCUGUUACCUUAACCCUCUGGUCCGCAGGACUUUCCGCUUCUUGGGUGUGUAUGCCUUCGGCCUCUUCACCACGGACAUCUUUGUGAACGCGGGUCAGGUGGUGACGGGCAACCUGGCGCCGCACUUCCUGACGGUGUGCAAGCCCAACUACACGGCCCUGGGCUGCCAGCAGGCGCUGCGCUACAUCAGCCACCAGGAGGCAUGCACGGGCAACGAGGACGACAUCCUGCGCGCCCGCAAGACCUUCCCCUCCAAAGAGGCGGCGCUCAGCGUCUACGCCGCACUUUACCUCGCCAUGUACAUCACAUGCACAGUGAAAGCCAAAGGCACCAGGUUGGCCAAGCCGGUCAUGUCCCUGGGUCUCAUGUGCCUGGCCUUCCUGACGGGCAUCAACAGGGUGGCAGAGUACCGCAACCACUGGUCGGACGUCAUCGCCGGGUUCAUCAUCGGUGUGGCCAUUGCUACCUUUCUGGUGGUGUGUGUGGUGCACAACUUCCAGGGCAAGCUGCUGCUGAGCGAGGAGCCGGCGCCGGACCCCAUGGGCAGCGCGCCUAUGAUGAGCAUGCCGCGCGUGGAGAGCCCUCUGGAGAAGUACAUCGCCUCCCAGAAUCACAUCGCCUUCGCUGAAGUCACAUGACCUUGAGUCGGCCGUAUGGCAGACCCAUUGGACCUCCACGCUCUUCACCGUCCAGUCCUCAUAGUCCUGCUGCAGCAUUGGCUUUCCUGCGCUUCUCUCUCUCUCUCUCUUUCUUUCUCUAACUAUCCCUCUCUCCAUCCUUACAGAUGGUAUGCGUGUGUAAUCCUUAGAUAUGUGUUUGUUCACAGACUGUGUUUACAAAGACGACAAAACAAAAUGAAAAAAAAAAAUGUAAGAAAAAGAAAAAUGGCUGACCGGGUCUACUCUCGGCCUCCACGUCACCUACACAUGCUGUGUGAUUAGGGUUUUUUGUGGACUUUAAACUUGGUCAUCUGUUACACCAAGAGAUGUUUAGUCCAUCAUAAAACACAGCUUCUUGUCUGCGAACAGCUCUCUUUAACGCUGAGCAAGAAAAUGUGAAUGGAUCUGAAUGGCAAAUCAGUAUUAAUCUUGCAUAUCUGUCACAUUCCUUCUGCCCCAUCCAGCUGUUUCUGUUUUCAUGUUGGACGUUGGAGUGCAUUUCAAUUUGAAAUGGAAAAAUGUUUUUAUUUUUAUGUACAUAUUGUGCUUGACUUUUUGUUUCUUAAACUGUCUAUAAAUACAGUAUAUUACAAAUGCAAAGCUUUUAAAGCUAACGGUCGUGAAUCUGAUAAAAAAAAAAGAAUCCCUUGAUGAAAUGGACGGAUGCGUGUGUGGUUUGACGAGGCAGGCACACCAAGCCUAUUGUGUGUGUGUGUGUGUGUGUGUGUGUGUAUGUGUGUGUGACAUUGAUGUGAGCUGGGCCAUUGGCUCCUGACUCCUGCUUUGGCUGAUAGAACCAAGGCACAAAGCACAGUAAACAACCACAUGCGGCACGCUCAAAGUCUCCGAGCCGGCCAAUCAGAGUGGAGACCACUGUCCUUGUGCCCCCUUGCUGUGUGUGUCCGUCUCGUGGAAGAACCAUGAAGGAUGGAUCAGCUGUACAGACAAUCACCAGCUGUCCUCUACCCCCCCCCGUCUCUUUCUGUCCCACUUUCUCUUGUCCCCCCCCCCUCUCUCUCUCUCUUUCUCUCUCUCUCUCUCUCUUUCUGUCUCUCUCUCUCCCCCAGAGGAGAAUUGGGUAUUUCCUCUUGUGUAUUUGUGCAGGUUCAGUGUGUGUUAGUGAUGCAGGGAAUCAAGGCAAGGUCUUACAAGAAGUCCCUCCUCGUUAGGCUAACAUCAGUAUAACCAAAAACAAAAGUGUGUUGUAAUGUCAUCUUGAUGACUCACAGGCCAAAAUUGAGAUUUAAUCCUUGUUGAAGAUCGCACACCGUGUCUGUAAGAGUUUUGUUUUAUUUGGAUUUUACUUGACAGGCAACAAAGUUAAAAUGGCUGUUAAACGUGUAGAUUAAGACUGAACUGGAUGUUGCGAUGUUUAACACGUCCUCCCUGUUUUUUGUGGUAUCAAAUUGACAUACCUCAGGUCAUAGGAAGGAAAACGCUAAAAAGAAUCCAUUUUAAAUCAUCAAAGACAAAUUGGUGUACCACAAUUUGUCAUUAGACGACAUUGUGAAGAUCCGUGAAAUGGUUUCUAAUUCAUAUGAAGUGGUUCAUCAGCUUUGUAUAUAGGCUAGUCCUAAAUUGCCGUGUCCAAUCAAAAAUUGAAGGGGAAAAAAAUUGGUGCAAUUUGCUGUUGUACAAAGUACAUAUAAUGAAAUCAUAGAUGUGGUCAGUUCUCUUGAAGAGCAAUAAAUCCUUUGCGAGACAAAUAUACAAAAAGAAGAAAAAACAAAGCAAAGUGAAGAAGCGUCUGAUGAGCCUCUCCUCUCCCAUGCUCCCAUUCUCUUGGUCCCUAAAUGGUAUAUUUUUGUAGUUUUUUCCCGCUGAGUGCACUUCACACUGAGGUCAUUAUCACACUCUAUUCUCAUAGGCAGCAACACUUAAGAUCCAGCUAUUGUAUCAACAGCAAACAAAACAAAACAACACAGCAAAAACAAACAACCAUCUGCAAAUCUGCUGCUUCAAGAAGUGCUUAUCAGCAAGAUUCAGAUUCGCCACAAAUGUGCAUCACGUGUAUUGCACCUCCUACAGCACUUGUAACAGUAUUAUAUUCAAAUAACUAAGACGUGUAUAGUGUAUGGAUUGCACAUAUUGAUAUUAUUUAUUUUGGAUCUCAUUGUCCAUUCACUACACUGGUGCAUUGUUGGUGUAUGUGUAUACAUAUGUGUGUGUGUGUGUGUGUGUGUGUGUGUGUGUGUGUGUGUGUGUGUGUGUGUGUGAGUUUGUGUUGCUAUGAGCCUAACAGUGUAUCACCAUCCUGUUUUUUUGUCUCAUGGAUUGCAUUGUGUUACUGUUCAGAACCGAUGAUUAUUUAUUUUUAAAUGGGUUUCUCGAUCAUAUUUAUGUAAAAAGUAUAUAUUCAUUGGCACUUAUACAUGCUUCAUCUUUCGAAUCAUUUUUAUUACAACUUGGUACAGAAAUGUUGAGUUGUGAUAUUAAAUCUGUUAGCCUUUUGAUCUUGAUUUUUUUCUAAUCUGUUAUUUCUACUUAAUUUUCUUAAUUUCCUGCUGUGGUUGUUAUUGUAGCUCUUUUAAUGGUUCUAUACUCUAUAUCUAUAUUUUUUGUAUGGGUAUUGGUUGUCUGGUUACUCCCUGUCUCCAUGUGGUGCAUUAAGUUUACUCUUUUUUUAAAAGAAAAAAAUAAAUAAAAGAACAACUUCAGUCAUCAACCCCAUGACCUUUUACACUGUAGAGGAAACUACAUUUUCAGUCUUUGAAUAAAAAACAAAACCAGAA
Alosa alosa (allis shad) is the source of this 3982-nucleotide messenger RNA. It is a transcript of the gene plppr5b, whose product is annotated as phospholipid phosphatase related 5b. Gene Ontology annotation, biological process: phospholipid metabolic process; signal transduction; phospholipid dephosphorylation. Gene Ontology annotation, molecular function: phosphatidate phosphatase activity. Lineage: Eukaryota; Metazoa; Chordata; Actinopteri; Clupeiformes; Clupeidae. The coding region runs from base 264 to 1229 and encodes 321 amino acids. The record is from RefSeq and is a predicted model, not a curated record. The transcript has 8 exons.